This is a messenger RNA of Toxotes jaculatrix (banded archerfish), 8845 nucleotides long. It is a transcript of the gene vwf, whose product is annotated as von Willebrand factor. Gene Ontology annotation, cellular component: extracellular matrix. The record is from RefSeq and is a predicted model, not a curated record. NCBI's taxonomy places the organism in Eukaryota, Metazoa, Chordata, Actinopteri, Toxotidae. Gene Ontology annotation, biological process: cell-substrate adhesion; blood coagulation. The transcript has 53 exons. Bases 184 to 8736 code for a protein of 2850 amino acids. Gene Ontology annotation, molecular function: protein binding.
GAGUGUCUGUGUGUGUGACAAAGUGUUUGACCCUGUUCCCAGUUAAACCUAUGUUUGACACGGACCAUCACAUUAUAUCAUCAUGACCUGACUUUAAGGUCUGAACGUGCAACAUUUGGAUCUUCUGAUUUUGGAUUUUGUGCCUUUUCUUUGCAACUCUGUGAAUUAACUGAGUCUGGAGCCAUGGAGGUGUGUAUGAGGAGGUAUUUGCGAGAAAUAUGGGUUCUCCUGCAUCUGACAGCUUGUGUGGUAGGUAUGUCAGGGAGAUGCAGUCUGUUUGGACGACACCACGUUCACACAUUUGAUGGAGUUUUGUACGAGUUUCCUGGAGACUGCAGCUACCUACUGGCUGGGGACUGCAACCAUCGCUCCUUCACACUUCUGGGUGAUUUUGUCAAUGGCAAAAGAACAGGAGUCACUUUGUUUCUGGGAGAUGCCUUUGAGUUGCACCUGUCUGUAGAUGGCCGGCUCACACAAGGAGAAAAAAGACUGUCUCUGCCCUAUGCAUCUCAUGCUGUGUUUGUGGGCUCUGAGCUGGGCUUUUAUAAGCUCUGGAGUGAGGAGUUUGGCUUCACCGUUACCAUCGAUAAUUCAGCCAACAUUGCCUUGACACUGACCAAGCACCAUGCCAACCGCACCUGUGGCCUCUGUGGAAACUUCAACACUGUAUCAGCUGAUGAAUACACCGCUCAAGAGGGAUUCCUAACGGAGGACAGUUAUGACUUUGCAAAUUCGUGGGCUGUGAAGGGGGCCGAUCAGUCUUGUCGACGUGUCUCAAAUCCCAGCCAGUCCUGUAACAACACCAAAGAGACUCCAGAGAUUCUGUCCAGAUGCAGUGUGUUGCAGACCUCCAGUGUUUUCCAGCAUUGUGCCCACCUGGUCUCUCCCGACGCGUUCCUGUUGCUGUGUCAGGAGGAGGCAUGUCACUGUGGCCUGAAGGAUGGGGAAGACUGCUACUGUCCAAUCCUGUUGGAGUAUGCCCGCACAUGCCACGCCCACGGGAUACUUCUACGGGGUUGGCUGGAGGAGAGCCAGUGCUUCCCCAAGUGUCCAAUUGGGAUGCAGUACAGUGAAUGCACCAAGUCCUGCUCUACAACCUGCCAUAGUCUCAACAUCCAGGAGGUCUGCAAGGAGGAGUGUGUGGACGGCUGCACAUGCCCUGUUGGGAAAGUUCUGGACGGUAAUCGCUGUGUGGAGGUAUCUCAGUGUUCUUGUGUCCACAUGGGACGACAUUUCCCUCCAGGAUCCACCAUCUCUCAGGACUGCAACACUUGUGUGUGUCGUCACGGUUCUUGGGAAUGCACCAAUGAAGGUUGCCCCGGUGAGUGCUUGGUGGUGGGUCAGUCUCAUUUCAAGACCUUUGACAAUAAGUUCUUCACCUACACUGGCCACUGUCAGUAUCUGCUGGCAAGAGACUGCACAGACAGCGGGUUUUCUGUCAUUAUCGAGAACGUACAGUGUGCAGACGAUCAGGAUGCUGUGUGCACACGCUCAGUGACGCUCAGCCUGCCCUCUCUGGAGGACAUGACAGUGAAGCUGAAGCAUGGAGGAGUUGUCUCUGUCAACAGCAUGGACAUCCAGACCCCAAUGCAUCAUGGCCAUCUGCAUAUCCAGAGAUCUGUCCAGUCUUCUGUAUGUGUGAAGUUUGGAGAUGACCUUCGUCUUGACUGGGAUGGGCGAGGCCGGGUCCUCCUAAAGCUGGGACCACGAUGGGCAGGGAAGACCUGUGGUCUCUGUGGAAACUUCAAUGGUAACCAAGGUGAUGAUUUCCUGUCUGGUUCUGGACUGGUUGAGGCCGGUCCUCAAGCAUUUGGCCAGUCCUGGAGGAUCAACGGAGACUGCGAAUCCACCCACAAACAUGAGAUUGAUCCAUGUGCCACAAACCCCAAAAGAGUGCGUUUUGCAGAAGAGGCAUGUGCGGUGAUGAUGUUCGACGUGUUCAGUCCGUGCCACUUUCUGGUGAACCCGGGUCCUUUCCAGCGAUUCUGUCGUUAUGAUGUUUGUGCGUGUGUGGACGGUGAGGAGUGCCUCUGCUCUGCUCUGUCUGCCUAUGCAGCUGCCUGUGCUGCCAGAGGAGUGCUGCUCAGCUGGAGGUCUCCCUCACUCUGUGAGAUGGAGUGCCCCAAAGGCCAAGUGUAUGAGGCCUGUGGGAGUGUGUGUGACCGGACGUGCCGUGCUCUAUCUGGGGCUGAGGCAGGCUGUGAGGGGGAGAGGAUGUGUGAGGAGGGCUGCUUUUGUCCCCCUGGAAAGUACCUGAGCGACACUGGAGAAUGUGUGACAGCUGACAUGUGCACCUGCCUGCAUGACGGACAGCUCUAUCAGCCUAAUGAUGUCUACGCAGAUCACAACAGCAUCUGCUACUGUGAGAAUGGCUCCAUGCGCUGUAGCUCCACUGAAAUGAGUACUUUGCUGUCUGACCUUUUCUACGAUGAUGACCUGGCACCAUCCAGAGAGCGGCGGUCGGCCCAGUGCCCUCCUCCAUUAAUUCGUACAGAGUGUAAUGCCGGAGAAAAAGGCCUGGAGUGUGCCAGGACCUGCCAGAAUCUGGAUUUGCCCUGUGUCAGCCUCGCCUGCAUACCUGGCUGCCUUUGUCCCCCUGGCACAGUACGUCACCGCAGAGACUGCAUUGCACCGGAGCAGUGUCCCUGUUACCAUAACAACAGGCCGUAUACAUCAGGGCAGACCAUCUCUGUGGACUGCAACACCUGUGUGUGUGAGAACAGAAAGUGGCGCUGCACAGAGAAGUUGUGUGAUGGGGUCUGCCGUACUGUGGGAGAAGGGCAUUACAUCACUUUUGAUGGCCUCAAGUAUUCCUUCCCUGGCCUCUGCCAAUAUGUCCUGGUCCAGGAUAUGUGCAACGGAGAAGAGGGUUCAUUCAGAGUGCUGGUGGAGAAUGAGGCCUGUGGAAUUGUGGGACAUCGCUGUGCAAAAGCUAUCACAAUCUACUACGAGGGAGGGCUGAUUGUAAUGCAACAUGGAGAGGUGAAGAUGAAGAGGCCGGUGUUGCAGGGCUCACAGGUGGAGAUUGUACGAUCUGGUCAGUUUUACACCCUGCUGCUGGGGAAACACAUUUCCCUCAGCUGGGACAAGGGAACCCGUCUCCUGGUCCACAUCUCAGCCACGUACAGGGGCCGCGUGUGUGGUUUGUGUGGUAACUUUGAUGGAAAUGUCAACAACGACUUGUUGAGCAGUAACAACCAGCUGGAGGUGGACUACUCCCACUUUGGGAACUCGUGGAAGGUCGUUCCCAGCUGUGCCGAUGUCACACAGAUACCCUCUUCUUGCAGUGACAAUAUUGUCAAGUUAGUGACAGUGGAGCAGUCAUGUCGUGUGAUCACUAGUCCCCUCUUUAGAGAAUGCAACAGCCAGGUGGAUGCAGAGCCAUACAUGGAGAUGUGUGUGGAGGCGGCGUGCUCUUGUCCGUCAGUGGGCGACUGUGCGUGUUUCUGUGACGUCAUCGCGGCCUACGCUCAAGCUUGUUCAGAGAGGGGCGUAUUUGUCAGCUGGAGAUCUAAUGAUCUUUGCUCCAUGAGCUGUGAGGAGCUGAACCCCAGGAUCCCAGGUGUAGGAGAGGAGUUAUGCCAGUGGAGGUAUAAUACUUGUGGCCCUGCUUGUCCAGUCACCUGCCAGCACCCAGAUCCACUCCACUGUUCGCUCACAUGUGUGGAAGGAUGUCAUGCUUACUGCCCACCAGGCCAACUACUGGAUGAGGUGGCCAUGCGUUGUGUAGAUCCUUCUCAGUGUCAAGUGUGUAUCCAUGACGGUCAGAGAAUCUCCCACGGCAACAAGGUCAUCCUGAACCAUGAUGACCCAGACCACUGCAAGAUAUGUCACUGUGACAACAACACCCUCAGCUGUGAAGUUUGUUCCUCCUCCACCAUAUUCACUACUCCCACACCGACACCCUCCUAUGCCAGCUUCACAACCCUGCCUUUCACCACCUUAAUGCCAGAGGGCACCUGUGACCGCGCCAUGGAUCUGGCAUUCUUAUUGGAUGGUUCAGAAGAGCUGACCGAAGACGAAUUUCAGGCAACCAAAGAGUUUAUACUGGGAGUGGUUGAACGAUUUCGCAUGGGCUCGGCUCACACUCGAGCCACAGUGUUGCUUUACCACUCUGGAGUGAAAACAUAUGACCUCCAGGUUCAGAAGUGGCUAUUUAAGAAGACUGUGCGUGAGCUGCAUUACACAGGGGGAGAUGCAGCCUUCUUGGAUGAGGCCGUCAAGUAUCUGGCUAUCAACAUCUACGAUAAGAACAAGCGUGAGCAUGCUGGCCGUGUCGCCAUCAUCUUGACUGCCAGCCCCAACCCUCGUCCCGUCCGCGCCCUAGUCAAGAUGCUGCGUAAAAAAGCCAUCACCACCCUGACAGUGGCAUUGGGUCCUGGGAUAAACAUGGGGCAGAUUAAUGACAUCACCAAAGCCAACCCAGAAAACAGGGCCUAUGUGCUUAGCAGCACAGCUGAGCUUCCUGAUCGUCUGUUAGACCUGACUGAUUACCUCUGCACAUUGGGGAUGGAGCCUGAGGUACCAAAAGUACCAGCACCACAGGCUACUCUAGGUAAAGCUCGCCAGAGCACGACCACAACUACCCCUACUCCUAGUCUGGAGCCAAACCCCACACAACACCGCCCCAACACCCCUGCAUCCACCACACUCUCUGGCCUGUCUCCCAUCACCACAUCACCAUCUUCCAUUUCACCAGUCAAAGAUGUGACAUUCAUACUGGAGGGCUCUGAUUCAGUUGGCGAGAUCAACUUUAACAAGUCGCUCCUCUUCCUGGAGGAAGUUAUCACAAAGCUGACAGAAGAGAAGGAGUUCAUUCGCAUUACUGUCAUCCAGUACUCCGUAACGGUCACUGUGGAAAUCAGUCGGUGGGAGUUGAGGCAACAGAGGACCCUGCUGCUGCAACGACUGAGAGAGAUUCGCUGGAAAGGUGGAAGUAAGACGAACACAGGCGCAGCUGUCACUACAACCUUCCAGGAAAUUGUGACCGUCCAGCCUUCUCGCGGCCCCACCCCUCCUCAGCUCGUCUUCCUUGUGACAGAAAACCCGCCUACUGACACGGUGACACGCCCACCAUCCACCAGCACCUACACACAAGUGUAUCCUAUCGGAGUUGGACCAAAAGUGCGUGAGAUUGACUUUUUGCCAUUCAGCUCCCCUCAGCGUCCACUGAUGGUGGAUGACUACAACCAUCUGACGACCCUCGUCCACCGUGUAGUCAAUAUCACACGCACCACAGUCAGGCCCCUCUCUCCGACACUGCCACCCCUGGUCCUCCCAACAUUGCCACCCUCAGUGCCGUGUAAGAAGCCUGUGGAUGUGUUGUUCCUGUUGAAGGCUGGAGACCGGUUUGAGGACAUGAAGACAUUUGUUAAGGCUUUUGUCAGGGAUGCUGACAUAGGGCCGAAUGCCACUCAGGUGAGUGUGGUUCAGUAUGGAGACACUAACACGGCAGAGUUCACCUGGAGGGAUGAACAGAGCAAAUCACACCUCCUGAACCUGGCUGAGAGCAUACCAAGCAGGCCCACUGCUGCCCCCGCACUAGGAUCUGCACUACGAUUUGCUGUGCAGACGUCUAUCUUGCCAGCCAGUGGCGGAAGGGUGGGUGUACCCAAGGCUGUGGUGAUGCUGGUCACCGACAAAUCAGCUGAUGAUGUCGGAGAGGCAGUUAAUGAAGCACUGGCGGCAGGUGUGUCCGUGUUCCCCAUCGGGGUGGGACCAAGCUACGACAGGACUGAGCUUAGUUUGCUCGGUAGCCAUGGCAACCAAGACAACACCCUGCACUUAAACAGCAUGGAUCAGUUACUGAUGUUGCUGACUCUGGACCAUGGUUACACAGAGAGGAUCUGUAGAGCUGGUCCACCAGGAGUGUGUGUUGAUGAUAACGGAAAUGAGAGAAAACCUGGUGAGUCAUGGCUGCUGGAGGACGGCUGCCACUCUCUUCUGUGCCACCCCGGUGGGGCAGUGACAGUACAGAAUCACAAAGUCAGCUGUGACAGAUUGGAGCCGCCAGCCUGCAGAAACAACAUAUCACCGGUCAAAGUCCAGGAGACCUGUGGCUGCCGCUGGGAAUGCCCUUGCAUGUGUAUGGGCAGCUCCACCAAUCAUGUGGUGAGGUUUGACGGCUUGGCACUUAGGCUGGAUGGGGAGGGCUUGUGCUCCUACACGCUCCUCACUGUCAGCAGAGGCAUCGGUGAAGGGUCAGAGGUCAAACUCCACAACGGACCUUGCCAGGACUCAGGGAAUUACAAUCAGGUCUGCAUGACAGCCAUAGAAGUGAUUCAUGGACCACACAAGCUGCUGCUGAAGGAUGAUAUGACGGCAGUGAUUGAUCGGGAAGUGCUUGCACUGCCGUGGCGGUACGGUGGCCUGGAGCUGGUACGUUAUGGAGGAGUGAUGCUGCAGCUGAAAUCAGACCACGGUUAUGUCCUGACUUUCACUCCGCAGAGCAAUGAAUUCACCAUCACACUGCUGAGUUCCUCCACCACCGAUGACACAGCUGGGCUCUGCGGUGCCUGUGGGGAGGAGAAGGUUAAUGUCCUGUCUUUACGUAAUGGCAGCUCGACCACCAACCAGCCAGCCUUCAUCUCAGACUGGACUGUGGCUGUAGAUGGCGGUGUGUGCCUGCCAAAACAUAAGGCAGUGUGUGUGUCUGGAGCAGCGAUGGGAUGUCAGGCCUUACGUUCUGAGGUCUUUGAACCGUGCCAUGUGCACAUUCCCGUCCAGGUGUUCCUCGCCAAGUGUGAGGAACAGGCAUGUGAAGAGUCAGAUGUGUGCGAGCUAAUAUCAGCCUAUGCACGCCUCUGCAGAAAGAGAGGUGUGUGUGUCGACUGGAGGAGCCCCCACCUCUGCCCAUUAAAGUGCCCCAGUUCCAUGGAGUAUGAUGCAUGUCGGACAGGGUGUGUAGAGGACUGUGCUAGCAUACAGACGUUGCCUGGCGACUGGUCGUUUGCAAGGAAUAACGAGUCAUCAUGUAUGGACACACCUACUGAGGGCUGUUUCUGUACUGGAGGGAUGGUUUUGCAUCACGGACAGUGUGUAUCACCAGAAGCAUGCAGGCAGUGUGUCGACCACCAGGGACACAUGUAUACGUAUAUGCAGAGUUGGGUACCAGAUGAGAACCCAUGUCAGAUUUGCAUGUGUUUGGACCAGCAACACAUCAACUGCACAGCCCGGCCCUGCAAUGACAUGAAACCUCCAGUGUGUGGGCCCUGUGAGAUCCUGAGGGAGAAGAGAGAGUCAAAGUGCUGCCCAGAGUAUGAGUGUGUGUGUGAUCUGGUGAACUGUGACCUGCCUGAUGUGCCCCGCUGUGAGGAUGGUCAGACUGUGGUUCUGAAAAACCCCGGAGAAUGUCAGCCCAUACACCAGUGUGUCUGCAAAAAGGAUGAGUGCGCCCUUCAAGUUCCCCCCACUUGUCCCAGACAUCGCCAACUGUCAGUCAAAAAGACAAAGUGCUGUGAUGUGUUUGAAUGCGCGUGCAGCUGCCAGAACUCCACCCGCACCUGUCCUGUUGGGUUCAUCACGUCCUCCUCUACCAACGACUGUGGCUGCACAGAAACUAGCUGCCUGCCAGACAAGGUGUGUGUGGUUGGUGGAGUGAUUCACCCCGUGGGGAGUCAAUGGGAGGAGGGAUGUGAGAAGUGCAGCUGCACCCAGCUGCAGGACAAAGAGACAUCUCUGCACAUUCCCCAGUGUACCCCACCUGUCUGUGAUCGGACCUGCCCUCUGGGCUCGACAUACAGUUCGUCAACAGGAGAGUGCUGUGGGAAGUGCUCACCAACCAGCUGUGUGGAGUCAGAAGGAGAGAUGAGAGGGGACACACUGAUUGGGGGAAACCUCAGACAUGUGGGUGAGGUAUGGCAGUCUCCACAUGAUAAAUGUGUGUUACAUCAGUGUGUGAAAGUGAAAGACGAAGUGUUCAUCUCCGCAACUAACGUCAGCUGCUCUGCGAUGGACACUCCAUCCUGCCCUCUGGGAACUGUGUUACGCUGCGACACCCACGACUGCUGCCCCCACUGCCACUGUGCUCCUAUGGACGCCUGUGUCCUCAACAACACAGUGAUAGGAGCGGGGGAGAGACUGAUGGUGGAUGAGUGUACACAUUGUGAGUGUAUCGUGGAGGAAGGUGCCGUGAGGAAAUACAGACCGUCCUGCAGGACACUCAGCUGUCCCACUUGCCCCACGGGAUACACUCUGCAGAAGGAGGAAGGUGCUUGCUGUGGUCACUGUGUUGCCACCGCCUGCAUCAUGAAAAGCCUGGAUGGACAACUAAUCAGUCUACAGGUGAACACCACUAAGGAGGACGGUUGCAACUUUUAUACAUGUGGUGUGGACAGUAAAGGAGAUCUUAUCCUGCACACCAGAGUGACCACCUGCCCUCCUUUUAACCGCCAAGCCUGCCUGGAUGAGGGGGGGAAAAUCAGCCAGAUCGGAACAACGUGCUGUGAGAUGUGUACGGAGCCACAGUGUCGGAAGACUCUAGGAACACUUAAGUACAUCAGAGUGGAUGAUUGCCAAUCAGAGCACCAGAUAGAAUUGCACUACUGUGAGGGCAAAUGUCACAGUAAGUCCAUGUACUCCCUGGAGAGGGCCGCUGUGGAGCAGGAGUGUGUGUGCUGUUCUGCUGUGGAGACAGAGCCUCUCAGUGUUCCCGUCCUGUGUGCCAACGGGACUCGUAGCCACCACACUGUCCUGUCUGUCACAGCAUGUGACUGUCUGUCCAAACACUGCACCUAGAUAGAGUUUAUAAAUGUAGAUCAUAUGUGUGUAUCCAAGUAAAAUGUACCCAUAUAAAACAGCAACAUAAAUAACAAUAAAGCAAACCUCUCAGUUUCUGUAAGCACUA